This is a messenger RNA of Xenopus laevis (African clawed frog), 679 nucleotides long. It is a transcript of the gene pyy.L, whose product is annotated as peptide YY L homeolog. The transcript has 4 exons. Lineage: Eukaryota; Metazoa; Chordata; Amphibia; Anura; Pipidae. Bases 91 to 390 code for a protein of 99 amino acids. The record is from RefSeq and is a predicted model, not a curated record.
CUGAGCAGCCUACAGAGACAGAGACAGAGGGAUUGAGGACUAAUUGUACCUUCCUACCUGACUGCAACCUUUCUUCUCUUCCAUCACACAAUGGUGAACUCCAUGAAGCUCUGCCCGAUGAUGGUCACUAUGGCAGUGUGUGCAUUGAUAUGUUUGGGCAUGGUAGCACAAGGGUAUCCCACAAAACCAGAAAAUCCUGGAAAUGACGCAUCACCCGAAGAGAUGACAAAAUAUCUGAUUGCACUGAGGCAUUAUAUUAACCUGGUAACAAGACAAAGAUAUGGGAAGAGGGACAGCCCAGCUGAUAGUCUUCUGUCUGACCUUCUUACUGGGGACUUUGAAAAUUACAAUAGCAGAUCAAGGUUUGAUGACUCUUCCUACAAUUGGUGACCAAUCAACGCAUCUGCCCCUCUCCUCAUUGGCUGACAGCUGCCCCUUCCUUCUUUUUAAUGUAUCAAUUAUUUUUACAUCACAAUGCAUUCCGAUGGACCCCGUGUCACAUGUCCCUCCCCAGCAGGGUGUAAAGAGAAGGCUGCGAUGCCCUUGCGAGAUGAAAUGUGUGUGAGCGUGUGUGUGUGUGCACGUGUGGGUGACGUUAUGUGUGUCUUUGUGUGUUGCCUCUCCCAUGACACAAAGUCCGUGAUAUUUCCAGAAUUAAAAGCAAGUUUAAUGGAACUAA